AAACCCCGCCCCCUACCCGAGCGCGCACAGACACGCACACCUUCCCCCUCCUGUCUGCUCUGUAAUCCUCCGGUCUUUGCUGGCAUUAUGGCGGAAAUUAAAACGGGAAUAUUUGCGAAGAACGUGCAGAAACGGCUGAACCGCGCACAGGAGAAGGUUCUACAGAAACUGGGAAAAGCAGAUGAGACCAAAGAUGAGCAGUUUGAACAAGUGGUUAUUAACUUCAAGAGACAAGAGUCUGAAGGUGCUCGGCUGCAGAGGGAGAUGAAGGCCUAUAUGUCUGCCAUCAAAGGCAUGCAGCAGGCGUCCAUCAACCUGACACAGUCUCUGCAUGAAGUCUAUGAACCGGACUGGCAUGGCAAAGACGACAUAGUGACUAUUGGGAAGGACUGUGAUGCAUUGUGGGAAGACUUCCAUAACAAACUGGUGGACUCAACUCUUCUGAACUUGGAUGGGUACCUGCAGCAGUUCCCAGACCUAAAGGUGCGUGUGGCCAAAAGAAGCCGCAAACUCAUUGACUACGACAGUGCUCGUCAUCAACUGGAAUCUUUGCACGCUGCUGGGAUGAAGAAUGACAGAAAGGUUCUGAAGGCAGAAGAUGAGCUUAAAAAGGCUCAGAAAGUGUUUGAUGAGCUGAAUGUCGGUCUGCAGGAUGAGCUGCCAACUCUUUGGGAUUGCCGUGUAGGUUUCUACAUCAGCACCUUUAGGUGUGUGACAAAUCUGGAGGCAAAGUUUCACCGAGAGAUCUCACUGGUGUGCAGGGAGCUGUAUGAAGUCAUGACCAAAUUAGGAGAACAACACUCAGACAAAAUCUUCACCAUCCAAGGAGCUCCAAGUGACUCUGGACCACUUCGCCUUGCCAGAACCCCGUCACCACCGGACGAUGAGACUCCGCCAGAGAGUCCAGAUGCCAGCUCCAAUCACAUGCUCCGCCCAGUUUCACCUGGGCCGCCUCGACCAAAAUCCCCAAUUCAGCUUAAAAAGGGUCCACCUGUUCCUCCACCUCCUAAAGUCACACCCACCAAAGAAGUGGCUGAAGAGCAAAUUAUUGAUUUGUUUGGUGGAGAAUUUCUACCUGCUCCAUCACCAUCUCAGCCAAAUGAACGACCAGGAGAGUCUCUUCUUGAUCUGGACUUUGAUGCUUUUCAGCCAGAUGACAGUGUUUCACCGAUUCCUCAGACGGCUGUACCAUGGGACAUGUGGUCGGAAAAUUCCCAACCUGCUCAGCCUGUUGCCGAUGCUGGAUUUGCUGCUGACUGGUCUGCAGACUUUGGUUCAAUGUCAGCAAAUGGAGAUGUUGCUUCAGCUGCAGUCCCCAUAGCUUCAGAGAUGCCAGAAGGGCAGCAGGUCGGUGUUCAGGGUGGAGCUCAGUGCUGGCCCCAGGCUGAAAGCUCACCACCAGGUGGAGACACAACUUCUGUCCAGGACAGUGAGCCCAGACGAAAGGAAGAUGAGGAUGUAGCUGCUCCAUCAUUUUUUACAGAUUUUGACAAGUUGAAUGAAGUUGAGAGCGAAAAAACUGAAGUCCCUGAAGCAUCACAGAAACAAGCAGCUGAUAAACACAAUAAAGCUACAGCGCCCCAUGGUGGAGGAGAACAGUGCACAAAUCCAUCUAUUGCUGCUGGUGAAGACACUGAACAUCAACCUGUAGAAGCAAAAGUUGAGGAAAUGCCAGCUCCCCCUGCUGGUGAAGUUAGGGAACAUGAAGCUGGUUCUGAUGUUGAAGAGGAAAAUGAAAAAUCAUUGGACACUCUACAUGAGGAAGAACAAGCUAUUAAAGCUGGAAUUCCAGAGGAGGAGCCUUCUGAGGUCCCUCAGGCUGAUGAGACCAAAUCAUGUGAAGGUGAAUCGGCUCCUUCGGAAAGGAUGCCCAUCCCCUCUGUUGUGAUUGAACCUGCCUCCAGUAAUGAAGGUGACGAUGAUCGGGAUGCUGACAUCAUCUCGCCGACAGCAGUCAGUGACAACAGUGUGACGUCUCAAAGCAACACCCUCAAACACAUGAGUCCUUCCGGUGGUGGGUCAGGAUUUCCUGAUGACUUUCUUUACAAGGUGGAGACUAUGCAUGACUUUGAGGCUGCAAAUUCAGAUGAGCUGGAACUGAAGAGAGGUGAUGUGGUUUUGGUGGUUCCUACUGCUUCAGUGGAAGAUCAAGAAGCUGGCUGGCUCACAGGGAUGAAAGAAAGUGACUGGUUAAAUCUUGGAGUUGGUGCUCAAAAAGGACUUUUUCCUGAAAACUUCACUCAGCGUUUGGAGUAACAACUUUAUGUUAAAAAUAUAUAUAUUUCUCAAAUGUGUAUGCAAGCUACCAAGUCAGCAGGUAGCUUAGCCUGUUCGGUUUCUAACAAAACUGCAGCACUGUUGUGUUGGACAGCUGCUAAAACCGGCAUGACAAUAAACAAAUUGUUUUUCCACAGUAGUUCUUUAUCAGCAAGAUGUGACUCUGUUGUAUCCUGUCUCUGAAUUAAAUGUUUCAUUGUCCUAAAGCUAAUAAGAUUUUAUUGAAAAUCCUUGUCUAAACAUAAUGAUGUAAAUCUAAAUUAUCUCUAAAAUUUUAAGUCUAAAACAGUCUAGAACAAAAUAAAAAAACAAGAUGAGCUGUAGCUCCCUGGCAGCAUGAGUGUUUUAAUUAACAUACAAUUUUUUAUAGAAACCUUUAGUGCAGUGAUUUGUUUAAGUGAUUUUGUGUGCAAUAUGAAAAUAAUGAAUACUGUAUAUUGGUUUUAAUUGUCAUAGUUACUGUGGAUCUUUAAUCGCUGUAUCGUUGUUUAGGACAUGUUGAUGGUGUUUAGUUCAUGUGUCAUAAAAUAUGCCCGAAAUCCUGAUGUGAAAUGUCCUAGAAUUUAUAAACAAAUAUACUUUAAGCAUGGAAGAAAUAAAAAUUUCAAGAUCGAAAUUACAGAAUCUCUCUAAAUGAAAGUCUGAGCCAACAAAAAACAGCAUAUGUUCAAGUGGAAAAAAGGAAGUAUUCACAAUCUAAUAUGCAUUGUUUGUUACGAUUCACAGUGUCAAAUAUAGACUUUAAUGUCCUCUUUAGCUAAUUACAGGCUAACUGUACACAGGUCAUAUAGAAAGUUAACAUGUUAUAACUGAAUAAACCACAACUUAUUAAUCAAAA
Girardinichthys multiradiatus is the source of this 3115-nucleotide messenger RNA. RefSeq names its product amphiphysin (gene amph). Gene Ontology annotation, cellular component: synaptic vesicle; cytoplasm; plasma membrane. The transcript is spliced from 22 exons. Lineage: Eukaryota; Metazoa; Chordata; Actinopteri; Cyprinodontiformes; Goodeidae. The coding region runs from base 88 to 2256 and encodes 722 amino acids. Gene Ontology annotation, biological process: synaptic vesicle endocytosis. The record is from RefSeq and is a predicted model, not a curated record. Gene Ontology annotation, molecular function: protein binding; phospholipid binding.